AUGAAUAAUUUGGCCAACAUUGAAUUGAGUGUUGGUUAUACAAAUCAUCCACCGUUUGUUGGUCUCGAUGAAUACGGUAUUCAUAUGGCAAAAGGUGCUGAUUUUUUUCAUAUAAAUGAAUUAAGUCGACAAUUAAAUUUUACCUGUCGUAUGAUAUAUUUGACAGAAAAUUGGCAUAAACAUUUAGCUCAAAAUCAAAAUCUAGUUGAUAUUAUAAUCGGUGGUUUUCAUCUGAAUUAUGAACGUUUUCAAUUAUAUGAUUAUGUUUAUCCAUAUUUUAUUGAUCAAACAUCAAUUAUGACACAAAUAUCAACGAAAUCAAAAUAUAAUGCCGAUCAAUUACUUAAUCAAUUUGAUAAUUCAAUUUGGUUGGCUAUUAUAAUUUGUUUAAUUUGUUUACCCAUAUUUGCUAUAAUCAUAUCAUAUUUGAAUCCAAAUCCAAAUAAUGAUUCAAAACAACGUUCAAUUCUUGAUUCAUGUUCCAUUUGGUUUUAUAUUCUAUUUCGACAAAAUGUAUUGAAUCGAUUGAAACAGGAACAAUCACGUUCAUUAACCAUUGUUUCAAUUAUAUGGAUAUUUGUUACAUUUUUAUUAACAACAUUUUAUGCUGAUUAUCUAUUAUCAAUGAUUAGUAUACCACGUGUUCGUCAUAUUAAUUCAUUACGACGAUUAUCACAACAUUGUCGACAAAAUAAUAUGAUUGUUUUGAUCGAAAAUAAUACUAGUGCAAUGAAAAUUGUAAAGACGAUGGCCAACGAUACAUUAUUUGCACCAAUUGUUGCUCAUCUAAAAAUUGUUAAUCAUCAAAACGAAGCUAUUGAUUUUUCGGGAAUUUAUCAAACAUGGUUAACAAAUGAAUAUCGUUAUGCUAAAAUUGAUUCUUCUUUAUCGGAAAAAUUUUCAACAAAUAAUUAUUAUGAUGAUAAUCAACUAUCAACUUCUGAUGAUGAUGAUGAAGAUGGCAGCAGUAGUAAUAUUAAUAAAUUUUUAUGGUUUUCAUAUACCACCACUAGACAAUAA
This is a messenger RNA of Dermatophagoides pteronyssinus (European house dust mite), 1020 nucleotides long. RefSeq lists its product as uncharacterized. Gene Ontology annotation, cellular component: membrane. NCBI's taxonomy places the organism in Eukaryota, Metazoa, Arthropoda, Arachnida, Sarcoptiformes, Pyroglyphidae. The record is from RefSeq and is a predicted model, not a curated record. Gene Ontology annotation, molecular function: ligand-gated monoatomic ion channel activity.